AUGGCGCCCGCCAUCGGUAUCGAUUUGGGUACUACCUACUCGUGCGUCGGCAUCUUCAGAGAUGACCGCAUCGAGAUUAUCGCCAACGACCAGGGCAACCGCACCACGCCCUCGUUCGUUGCCUUCACUGACACCGAGCGUCUGAUCGGUGACUCCGCAAAGAACCAGGUCGCCAUGAACCCCCACAACACCGUCUUCGACGCCAAGCGCCUGAUCGGCCGCAAGUUCAACGACGCUGAGGUCCAGGCCGAUAUGAAGCACUUCCCCUUCAAGGUUGUUGAGAAGGGUGGCAAGCCUGUUGUCCAGGUCGAGUUCAAGGGCGAGGAGAAGACCUUCACUCCUGAGGAGAUCUCCUCCAUGGUCCUGACCAAGAUGAGGGAGACUGCUGAGUCCUACCUUGGUGGCACCGUCAACAACGCUGUCGUUACCGUCCCCGCCUACUUCAACGACUCCCAGCGCCAGGCUACCAAGGAUGCCGGUCUCAUCGCUGGCCUCAACGUCCUCCGUAUCAUCAACGAGCCCACCGCCGCUGCCAUCGCCUACGGUCUUGACAAGAAGGCCUCUGGCGAGCGCAACGUCCUGAUCUUCGAUCUGGGUGGUGGUACCUUCGAUGUGUCGCUCCUCACCAUUGAGGAGGGCAUCUUCGAGGUCAAGUCCACUGCCGGUGACACUCACCUUGGUGGUGAGGACUUCGACAACCGCCUGGUCAACCACUUCACUCUGGAGUUCAAGAGGAAGCACAAGAAGGACCUGACCUCCAACGCCCGUGCUCUCCGCCGUCUCCGCACUGCUUGCGAGCGUGCCAAGCGCACUCUCUCCAGCUCUGCCCAGACCUCCAUCGAGAUCGACUCCCUGUACGAGGGUAUUGACUUCUACACCUCGAUCACCCGUGCUCGCUUCGAGGAGCUCUGCCAGGACCUCUUCCGCUCCACCAUGGAGCCCGUCGAGCGUGUCCUCCGUGACGCCAAGAUCGACAAGUCCUCCGUCCACGAGAUUGUUCUUGUUGGUGGCUCAACCCGUAUCCCCAAGAUCCAGAAGAUGGUCUCCGACUUCUUCAACGGCAAGGAGCCCAACAAGUCCAUCAACCCCGAUGAGGCCGUUGCCUACGGUGCUGCCGUCCAGGCCGCUAUCCUGUCUGGUGACACCUCUUCCAAGUCCACCAACGAGAUCCUCCUGCUCGACGUCGCUCCUCUCUCCAUUGGUAUCGAGACCGCUGGUGGUGUCAUGACUCCUCUCAUCAAGCGCAACACCACCAUCCCCACCAAGAAGUCCGAGGUCUUCUCCACCUUCUCCGACAACCAGCCCGGUGUCCUUAUCCAGGUCUUCGAGGGUGAGCGUGCUCGCACCAAGGACAACAACCUGCUCGGCAAGUUCGAGCUUACCGGCAUUCCCCCGGCGCCCCGUGGUGUUCCCCAGAUCGAGGUCACCUUCGAUGUUGAUGCCAACGGUAUCAUCAACGUCUCCGCUCUCGAGAAGGGCACCGGCAAGACCAACAAGAUUGUCAUCACCAACGACAAGGGCCGUCUGUCCAAGGAGGAGAUCGAGCGUAUGCUUGCUGAGGCCGAGAAGUACAAGGCUGAGGAUGAGGCCGAGGCUGCCCGUAUCGCUGCCAAGAACGCUCUCGAGUCCUACGCCUACUCCCUCCGCAACACCCUCUCCGACCCUAAGGUCGACGAGAAGCUCGACGCUGGCGACAAGGAGAAGCUCAAGUCCGAGAUCGACAAGGUCGUUGCCUGGUUGGACGACAACCAGCAGGCUACCAAGGACGAGUACGAGUCUCAGCAGAAGGAGCUUGAGGGUGUCGCCAACCCCAUCAUGAUGAAGUUCUACGGCGCUGGUGGUGAGGGUGGUGCUCCCGGUGGCUUCCCCGGCGCUGCCGGUGGUGCUGCUCCUGGCGGCGCCGGCGGCGACGACGGCCCCACCGUCGAGGAGGUUGACUAA
Messenger RNA from Lasiodiplodia theobromae, 1941 nucleotides. Its product is annotated as Heat shock protein HSP71. Lineage: Eukaryota; Fungi; Ascomycota; Dothideomycetes; Botryosphaeriales; Botryosphaeriaceae. Bases 1 to 1941 code for a protein of 646 amino acids. Gene Ontology annotation, cellular component: cytosol; nucleus; cytoplasm. The record is from RefSeq and is a predicted model, not a curated record. Gene Ontology annotation, biological process: cellular response to unfolded protein; vesicle-mediated transport; protein refolding. The transcript has 3 exons. Gene Ontology annotation, molecular function: misfolded protein binding; ATP binding; ATP-dependent protein folding chaperone.